Molecule: messenger RNA, 4655 nt
Organism: Aspergillus calidoustus
Lineage: Eukaryota; Fungi; Ascomycota; Eurotiomycetes; Eurotiales; Aspergillaceae
Source: the annotation of a GenBank genome assembly
AAGGUACCGUCCGCCGUCCUAUUUCAUCUCCCUUACUCGAUUAACAUGCCUUGCGUUUGAUGAAGAUAUCGAUAUCCUCAACGUCAAAGUGACUCAAUUCGACUUUGACGGCUUCUGCUUUGUGGCUCCCAUCAGCCUUCUCCACAUCUAACCGGUACAGACCCGUUAGCGCGUCCGCUCUGCGUUGAUCAUCAAUCAAUCUCUCGAACUUAGGGUGGCGGCUCGACCCUUGUCCUUGACAAGCCCGCCUUUCCAUCCUCUGUAUGUGUUCAACACCAGACGAGGCCUUAUGUUCUUUUGCUGCUACUUUGAUGCUGAUACUCGUCACCGAAGUAAGCAAAUUUCAGACCAGUAUAUGAUACGAGCGAAGAUACGACCACCAUAAAUCCAGGCCAAGGUUUAUGGUCACAACUUUUUGCUUUUCAACCUCUCAAAUGGCUGUCCCAGGCAUGGGCAGUGACUUUCAGCUCUUUUCCCCAGCCCAGUCGAGGGGCAGGAAGAGCUCACAGGGAGAUUCCGGAUCAGACGAUGCUGCACCGGAUUGGUCGGAGUGGAUGAGAUGGGAUGACCAAACGUUCCCAGACGUCGUCAAGGGCUUGCCAUUAACGCCAUCCGUUCCCUCGCCUAACAACGCGUUACAAAACAAGGGCCUAGACAUCUUCCCAACUGGCGACUUUUCUCCUGACAUUCCCCUCGAUUGUACAAACAUACCAUUCGAUUCUUUCUUGAACCAAGAUCGUGGAAGCAUCAUCUCGACCCAAGCUAUCUUCAGAGACGGUACCGAUGGCUACUCGGCGAAUUCGGUUGUUUCUGGAUCCCCACACUCAUUAACAGGUGCCGGGCAAAAGCGAAAGUCCGGAAGUGACGACGAUGGCUCCACUAUCAGCGGUGUUAUACAGGGUAAUACGAAGAAGGUCCCUUCCAAGAAACGAGCGCACAAUGUCAUCGAAAAGCGCUAUCGAGCGAAUUUGAACGAAAAGAUUGCUGAACUUCGAGAUAGUGUGCCUUCUCUUAGGGCCUCUAAAGGAAGCGGAGCCAUCAUCGAUGACGAUGACGCAGAGGGUGUUACACCAGCCAACAAGUUGAACAAGGCUUCCAUCCUCUCCAAAGCGACGGAAUACAUUCGGCACCUUGAAACCCGCAACAAAAGACUUGAAGAUGAAAAUACAGCCUUGAAGAUCAGACUUCGCGAACUCGAAAAAGCAGCCGAUCAAUCUCUAACAUCUGCGGCCUCCGUGUCGUCCCCUAGCAAUUACACCGUUUCCACAGAAUCAGGAGCAAGCUCCUCUCCAAGCAUAUUCUCGAGCCCAGAGGAUAGCCCCAGCGACCACUCCCCUUCCUCCUCCCGCUCGGUCGGAAUGAUCAAAGUUCCAGAUUCCUUCAAGCGCAUGCGGGCAGAGCCUGCAAAAGACGAUUUGUGGUCACGAUCUUACAUGUCAUAUCCAAGUUCUGGCAGCGGAUCCGCUCCAUCUGGCGGCGGCCGUCGGCGCGCAAACUAUCCGAAUAAAUAUGUACUGGGUACUCUUGCUGGCUUGAUGGUCUUUGAAGGACUAGGCAGAGAAAAAGAUACCGAGUCAACAGCAAAGGGCCUGCUGGCGGUCCCUUUCAAGUACUUCAAGAGCUUUGAAGUUCCACCCUCUCUCUACUUUGAUGCAGUAGGUCACAACUUCUGGUCAACUUGGCACGCGAGGGCCAUCUUGCACUUCCUCUUCCUUGCUAUACUAGUCGUCGGCUCGGCAUUCGUCGUCUUCGUCUAUCUUUUCAACUCGGGCCCUGGGCGGCAGAGCUCUGGCAAAACGUCAACAGCUCCUGAUGUGAUGCUUACUUCGUCCAACUUUAGACGUCAGGCCUGGUUGACCAGCGUUCAACAAGUCGGCGUACCAAGACAUCGGUUCUUCCACGAGUGGUAUGUUGUGACUUCACGAUGUUUUGAGUAUGUGAUACGGUGUCUGCUAGGAUGGAGACUGUAUUCCUCGCUCACUGGCAUCACGGAAGAGGAUGACAAGUUGCGCGUCAAGUCCUGGGAUAUUGCCAUUGACGCACAGCUGUCCGGAGGUGACGCCGAGAUUAGCAAGAGUCGACUAGUGCUCACAAUUUUCGCUGCUGGGACUUUACCUCGAAGUCCAAUGAGAAUGAUGCUCAAGGCCCUCCACUGCCGUAUUUUGCUUUGGCGGGUUGGAGUGCCAGGCUCAUGGAGCUUCCAGGUCUCUAAUGAUGUUGCUCGUGCGCUAGCACGAUAUCAAUGGGAUCUGGCACGACAGAUGAAUGCAAAGCUGCCCAGAGACCACCCCAAUGCCCUCCCACCUCAUCUCGCCACUUUGCUCCAAUGCGACAGUGAAGAUGUCAUGAUUGAUACCAUCACUCAGCGAGCGGCAAAUCUUACCUGGAAUCGCCCUACUCAAGAAGGCUCUGACGGCGAUGAGGCUCUUCUAGACGUUGUCGAGGAGGACCCAGCAAUCCAGUCUUCUUUGGAUGCACUCGCCGCCUGGUGGUCCUCCCAUCUUCUUCAGCGAGCUCUUUUGAGGUAUUUCGAGGCUAGCGCACGGGGCCCAGAUGCCAAAAAGAGCCGUGAUCUUUUCAAGGCUAAAAUACAGCUUGCUGUCGAUGUCGCACCGCAGCCUUCUGCAGCUCAUACGCGCGCUCUGGUGAUGAAGGCUGUCUUCUUCGAGCAAGACCGCGUCGCAAACAUUGGAGCUGUGCUUUCCGCACUUCCUAAGCCGAAGGAAAAAUCCCAGAGCAAGCAGAACCAGAACUUCAACUUCCUUGAUUCAUCACUACCAGUAUCCGUUCGAGAAGAGAUUACCAUUGCAGUUCGCUGCGCUAUGAUUGCCGCCAUCUUCACCGCACGAUCUCGCAACGAUACCUCGCUACCCGAAUCUUUUACCAUGGAGAAGGCCGUUACUUGGUUCAGUCAGUUACCGCUGGAUCCUGUCGACCUGACUCUUCUAGGUUUCUCAGCUGUUUACCACUUGCUUCAUGUCCUAGCUUCUGACACGGGCUACCUGUCUUCCUCGGAUUCGUCGCGGCCUUCUUCGCCUGCGCUGAGGACCUCUCCUUGGUAUUCAUCUGAUGAGGCCGAGGACGAGGCAGAAGAUGAGCCAGCUUCCAGCCGCAGAGAUGAGGUCGCGCCACAGCCAAUUCCCCUAAUCGGCCGUGUUGCGUCAGAGCUUAUGUACUGGGCUCGCAAUGCCUACAACCCUGCUUUUUAUGGAUUCACUACAGACCUUAUUCAGGUCAUCGAAGAGGAAUGUACAUCUCUGUGCCAUGGUGCUGGGGUUGACGUCGCCGACUACUCUUCCAUUCACCAAGAGAAACUGAAAGCCAGCCAUCGCAAGGACAAGAAAAAAAGCAAACACCCUCGGCGGCCAAAGACAGUCGAAGAACCCAGUCAGCCCUCUAUCCCGCUCAGUCCCGGUCAGGCAGAUCCAAGUCAAGAGGCGGCAAAGGACGAGCCCAUUCAGCUGCAGGCAGUGCCUGUGGAGACAGUCACAUAGCACAUCAUCACAUGGCUGGCCUCUGUGGCCUUGUUAAUUUAUAUCAUCAUUACUGUUCAAUUCCUUUGGCGCAUUGCAUUGUUGGGUAUAUAGAUCUUACUCGGUAUAUUGUGAGACCUUGGGGGAUAACCUAGGAAACGGCGUCUAUCGAUUAUAACCAAAACCGCGAUAUCUUCGCUCUCUUGCAAUAACACGGCCUGCUUUCUGUACGUAUCUCAAUAGCUGUCAUAACAUGACUUUUGUCGAAGGACGAAGAGGUUACAAUAUCAUCUUGUUACACUUGCAUCUAGGCAUCACCAGCUUGCGAAGUAGUAAAUCUCGGGGUUGAUGACGUUUUUCAGAGCUCACCAUCAUACCGAAAUUCCAUCAGCUGAUAUGGACAACGCGUAAUUGAGUCAUCUCGCCCUGUCUGCCACGCAUUUGCAUGCUCCAUGUCACGUCUGUUGCAGCUUCGAGUCUUACGUCAUGUCCAAAUACAGGGACUCGGCUUCGAUCUUGGAACCCUUUGACUUCCAGGGGAGUCAGGGGAGCGGGAAUAUCCUGGGUGAAUGAUUCGUCGUCGAUAGAUGUUCGCAUCCCGUUUUCUGGCUCACCUGCAGCGACCCGGUUUCCGUUUCCGGAAUGUGGUUUCGUCCUCACCACCUCCAACGGAGACAGGGCCCCCGCGACCUUAGUCUCGUUCUGACACUCGACGUAUGGUACCUUCAGAUGACUGCUACCAUUUUCGAGUGCUAGUUGCCCUCUCCAUGGUUCUAGAUCUCUGCAUCGACCGCACCGAGAUGACGCCCGCCCCGUCCCAAGGAUAACAACAUCCGCAUUCUUCUAGCCGUCCCCACAUUCUUCUCGGUUGCAAUCGCAUGCCCGGUCUAGCCUUGAUUUUUGCUAAUACGUAGCGAUCCCCACGGCCUGUGACUUAUCCGGACUCACAAUGGCUCUGGGAUCAGGCUGGAUGACGGCAUCGCUGCGGUAGGCCGAGGAAAGCCACCCAACGUCACGACAAAGUGUCACCUGUAUCCGGAAUCACUCAUCAGCUAUAUGUAUCCGGAGAUAGAUUGAGCGUCGCUUUCUCCGGAAGUUGAUCCUCUAGUGGCGUUCAAUGAGUGACAGGGUGCAGCUUUUGCUGCCUUGGUCUUCCUAUUCGAACAACAUCCGCAACAACAA